Molecule: messenger RNA, 577 nt
Organism: Fusarium graminearum PH-1
Lineage: Eukaryota; Fungi; Ascomycota; Sordariomycetes; Hypocreales; Nectriaceae
Exons: 4
Coding region: 99-383 (94 amino acids)
Cellular component (GO): cytosolic small ribosomal subunit
Molecular function (GO): structural constituent of ribosome
Source: RefSeq, a predicted model, not a curated record
GACUUUGGAGACGUUCAUUCUUAGCGAUCGCAAAUAACCACACUUUCUCUUACUGUCCUGUCGUCUUCACACUCCCGUCGACAGCAACAUCAGACAAAAUGGCCCCCGCCGCAAAGAAGCAGAAGAAGAAGUGGUCCAAGGGCAAGGUCAAGGACAAGGCCCAGCACGCCGUCGUCCUCGACAAGACCACCUCUGAGAAGCUCUACAAGGAUGUUCAGUCUUACCGUCUGGUCACCAUCGCCACCCUCGUCGACCGAAUGAAGAUCAACGGUUCUUUGGCCCGACAGUGCCUUGCCGACCUCGAGGAGAAGGGCAUCAUCAAGCCUGUGGUUACACACAGCAAGAUGAAGAUCUACACCCGUGCCGUUGGUGGUACCGACUAAAUGCAAUUCAACGAAAAAUUUGAGUCUCACGAUUGUGCGUCUGGGUGGCCUGGACGAUAGACAGGCCACAAGGUCGGAGGGUGUUGCAAGGCGAAAAAGAAGCCUGGUUUAGGACGCUAUUCAUGCUCGGUUAAGCAUUGGGACGGAAUCGCUUUAGCAAUGGCAACGGAAUGAAAAAUCUUCGAAACGACCAA